Scaptodrosophila lebanonensis is the source of this 1820-nucleotide messenger RNA. RefSeq names its product succinate--CoA ligase [ADP-forming] subunit beta, mitochondrial (gene ScsbetaA). Lineage: Eukaryota; Metazoa; Arthropoda; Insecta; Diptera; Drosophilidae. The record is from RefSeq and is a predicted model, not a curated record. Gene Ontology annotation, molecular function: ATP binding; metal ion binding; succinate-CoA ligase (ADP-forming) activity. The transcript is spliced from 9 exons. Gene Ontology annotation, cellular component: succinate-CoA ligase complex; mitochondrion. Bases 90 to 1499 code for a protein of 469 amino acids. Gene Ontology annotation, biological process: succinyl-CoA metabolic process; tricarboxylic acid cycle.
ACAUCCCUGAAAAGCCAAGCAAGCUGAAAAAGUAUAUUUUUCGCUUGUCAGAAAAACAUAGAUUGUCAUAUUAAUUUUCGUGUUCAAAAAUGGCUUCACUCUUGGCACGUACAGGCGGAAUUAUAAUCGAAUCGACCAAACCCAAAGCAUUAGCAAAGAUCUUCAGCUACUCUCCAGUGGUUGUCCAGCACGUUAGAAACCUCAAUGUCCAGGAACAUGUAUCAUAUAGCCUGUUAAAUGAAAGCAGUAUCCCGACACCAAGGUUUGCGGUGGCUAAGAAUGGUAAAGAAGCCCAUGACAUUGCGCAAAAGUUAAAAACAGACAAUCUGGUUCUCAAGGCUCAAGUUCUUGCGGGUGGACGUGGCAAGGGCACCUUCAAAAAUGGACUCAAGGGUGGCGUCCGUGUGGUCUAUAACCCGGAAAGUGCCGAAGAAUUUGCGUCUAAAAUGAUUGAUCAAUUGUUGGUAACUCGGCAAACUGGCGCAGCUGGUCGCAUCUGCAAGAAGGUUAUGGUGGCGGAGCGUAAAUUUCCCAGACGUGAAUUUUACUUUGCUGUAAUGAUGGAGCGAGCCUUCAAUGGUCCUGUUCUAAUUGCGUCCAAAGAGGGUGGCGUCGACAUUGAGGAGGUUGCCAAAGAGAACCCUGAUGCUAUCCUCUAUGAACCAAUCGACAUAAUAAAAGGUCUUACUGAAGAACAGGCCUGCAAAAUUGUCGACAAGGUCGGACUUGGCGGUGACAGUGCCGAUGAACACGUCCAAAUGCUUCUCAACUUAUACAAGUUGUUCGUAAAUAAGGAUGCGCUUCUGGUUGAAAUUAAUCCGUAUGCGGAAGAUGCUAUGACCGGCUGCUUUUUUGCACUGGAUGCCAAACUUCGUUUCGACGACAAUGCCGAAUUUCGCCAAAAGGAACUGUUCUGUCUGCGUGAUUGGACUCAGGAGGAUCCCAAGGAGGUCGAAGCUGCCAAAUACAAUUUGAAUUAUAUUGCGUUAGACGGCACCAUCGGCUGCAUGGUCAAUGGCGCUGGUCUGGCCAUGGCCACAAUGGACAUUAUUAAACUGUACGGCGGCGAGCCUGCGAACUUCCUUGAUGUGGGCGGCGGCGCUACGGCGGAGGCAGUAAAGGCUGCUUUCAAAAUCAUUACCUCGGACAAAAAAGUGUUGUGCAUUUUGGUGAACAUUUUUGGCGGUAUUAUGCGUUGCGACGUCAUUGCUGAGGGCAUUAUUUCUGCAACUAAGGAUUUGAAUUUGAAUAUGCCUGUUGUUGUGCGUUUGCAGGGCACCAAGGUAAAGGAAGCUCGUGAGCUGAUACGCACAUCCGGCUUAAAGAUUUUGGCGCGUGACGAUUUGGACAAGGCUGCUGAUUUAGCUGUCCACCUGGCGCAGAUUGUGAAGCUGGCUCGCGAAAUGAAAAUGGAUGUGAACUUCGAAAUACCCGCUGACCAAAAGGGGAAGAAGGGCGAAGACAAGUGUAAGAAAGACAAGAAGAAAUCCAAAAAAUAGUGAGUCAGGAAAAUCGAAAGAGCAAAUGCAACAUUUAUUAUAAAUCCGUAAGUGAAAAGGGAUUAUAAGAGAUGCGCAUACACAAAUGAAUGAGACGAUAUGCCUAGCCAGGUGAUGCCACACAUAGCCAAGUAUCUUCGAAUGACCAUUUCAAAUGCAAAUCAAAGCCAUAAAAUUUCAUAGCUAAAUUACUCUGCGCACAUAAACUUUAUUCGGCAUUACUAUAUCCAAAUUGAAGAAUUUUUUUAAAGUUGGCCGCAUACUACAGGCCUACGUAUAUUAAAGUCUCAAGACACUGCGAGACAUUCUUGUUUAUUUAAA